Molecule: messenger RNA, 1096 nt
Organism: Suricata suricatta (meerkat)
Lineage: Eukaryota; Metazoa; Chordata; Mammalia; Carnivora; Herpestidae
Gene: TOMM22
Product: translocase of outer mitochondrial membrane 22
Exons: 4
Coding region: 35-463 (142 amino acids)
Biological process (GO): intracellular protein transport
Cellular component (GO): mitochondrial outer membrane
Source: RefSeq, a predicted model, not a curated record
UCCUCUCUUCCGCUUCCGGUGUCCCCCUGCAGCCAUGGCCGCCGCCGCUGCCGCUGGCGGUCCUGGGGCGCCUCUGUCCCCGGACGAAUUGCUUCCGAAAGGCGAUGCCGAGAAGACUGAGGAGGAGCUGGAGGAGGAAGACGACGAGGAGCUAGAUGAGACCCUGUCGGAGAGACUGUGGGGUCUGACGGAGAUGUUCCCAGAGAGGGUCCGGUCCGCGGCUGGAGCCACUUUUGAUCUCUCCGUCUUUGUGGCUCAGAAAAUGUACAGGUUUUCCAGGGCAGCCUUGUGGAUCGGGACCACUUCCUUCAUGAUCCUCGUCCUUCCCGUUGUCUUCGAGACCGAGAAGUUGCAAAUGGAGCAGCAGCAACAACUGCAGCAACGGCAGAUACUUCUAGGGCCUAAUACAGGGCUCUCAGGAGGAAUGCCAGGGGCUCUACCUUCACUUCCCGGAAAGAUCUAGAAUGUUACUGCUAUAUGACUUGUCUCGGUGGGACGAGUUUGUAAAUUCAAUAGUGUUUGAACUGCUGAUUAUUUGGAUUCUUCUUUUCGUUUCCUUUUCUGUUUUUAACUUUGGCACAUUGAUUUAUCUCAACCUGCUGGGGAGAAUUCUCCCCAGUGUGUCACGGAGACUCCCAACUUGCAGCUGUGCCCUCCACACUGUCCCGUUUCUUCUGUCCUCACUCUGAUAGCAGAGUGCAGCAAUGCAGACGGUUCCUCGAGCUCUGGCCAUCCCACCCCUCUCACUAAAUAACUCGUGACCGGAACAUCUCAACUGUCCGAUCGCGGCAUGGGAACUGAUGCCACUGGGAAGGAUGUACCCUUGGCCAUUUUUGGUUUUAAGCAUGGAGAUGUUGGGAAGGGACAUGCACACAGUAUGAAAUCCGCGAUGCAACUGCAGCGGAAAGCAGCCCCUGAAUUUUGUGUUGGAAAGGAGGGAGGGCAGCUUCAACCGCAGGUGGGGACGGUGGGGGACAGCGCGGGAGCUCAGCUCCUCUGCCCGUUUUGGCUCUUAGAGACCUGAGUGUGUGUGUCCAAAACAGGAAAAAAGUGCUCACUUUUUGUAUUUAAAUAUUAAAAAUGAUUCCAACGGAAA